ACAGCGGGGGAGGCGCAAGAGGAGGGGACGCGCGGAGGCGCGGGCUUUGCUCCUGGGGUCUUGGCCUUGGCCAGUUAGACCUGGACCCUAGGGCGGCUUGCGCAGCUGUCGGGACGUGACUGCGUUCAGCCGCGUCAGGCUUGCUUCCCACACUUGCCCAAGUUCGGGUGCCCUAGCUGCCCCUUUGCAGCCGCGGACCUAUGCCGCCCGCGGGUGAGAAGGUUGCGACGGGAGGUGGGUGGAGCUCGCCAGCGCCGGGACCGCGGAUUGGCUGCCUCGGCUUUCUCUUUUCCCCUGGUGCUUCGGCGUGAGGCGCUGAGCAGCCUGGAGCCCGCCCUCACCGUCGAUCGGGUAGCGCUUUGCUUUUGCGGUGAGGCGUUGACCUCGCCCAUACGAGUUGGAGCUCUCCGUCCAGCAGGAAUUUCCGGAAGGAGUUGGAAUUUUUGUGAUUUUUUUGCUUGUUUGGUCGGUGGAAUAUGUUGGGAUUUAUGUUUGCCUCUGAACAAGUGUCUUGCUCACAUCGUAAAUGACUUUCUCUCCGAAACGCUAAUAUUCUGUCCCGCAGGAGCGCAUAUCCUUAUUUUCCAUGACAGAUCUUAACGACAAUAUAUGCAAAAGAUAUAUAAAGAUGAUAACUAAUAUAGUUAUAUUGAGCCUGAUCAUUUGCAUUUCCUUAGCGUUCUGGAUUAUGUCAAUGACUGCAAGCACCUAUUAUGGUAACUUACGACCUAUUUCUCCAUGGCGUUGGCUGUUUUCUGUUGUUGUUCCUGUUUUGAUCGUCUCUAAUGGCCUUAAAAAGAAAAGUCUAGAUCACAGUGGAGCUCUAGGAGGGCUCGUGGUUGGAUUUAUCCUAACCAUUGCAAAUUUCAGCUUUUUUACCUCUUUGCUGAUGUUUUUCUUGUCUUCCUCAAAACUCACUAAAUGGAAGGGAGAAAUGAAGAAGCGUCUAGAUUCAGAAUAUAAGGAAGGUGGGCAAAGGAAUUGGAUUCAGGUGUUCUGUAAUGGAGCUGUACCCACAGAACUGGCCCUGCUGUACAUGAUAGAAAAUGGCCCUGGGGAAAUCCCAGUCGAUUUUUCCAAGCAGUACUCCGCUUCCUGGAUGUGUUUGUCUCUCUUGGCUGCACUGGCCUGCUCUGCUGGAGACACAUGGGCUUCAGAAGUUGGCACAGUUCUGAGUAAAAGUCCUCCAAGACUGAUAACAACCUGGGAGAAAGUUCCAGUUGGUACCAAUGGAGGAGUUACAGUGGUGGGCCUUGUCUCCAGUCUCCUUGGUGGUACCUUUGUGGGCAUUGCAUACUUCCUCACACAGCUGAUUUUUGUGAAUGAUUUAGACAUUUCUGCCCCCCAGUGGCCAAUUAUUGCAUUUGGUGGUUUAGCUGGAUUACUAGGAUCAAUUGUGGACUCAUACUUAGGGGCUAUAAUGCAGUAUACUGGGUUGGAUGAAAGCACUGGCAUGGUGGUCAACAGCCCAACAAAUGAGGCAAAGCACAUAGCAGGGAAACCCAUUCUUGAUAACAAUGCGGUGAAUCUGUUUUCUUCUGUUCUUAUUGCCCUCUUGCUCCCAACUGCUGCUUGGGGUUUUUGGCCCAGGGGAUGAACUUUAUUUCAUUUCCACAGGUUGAAACUGGUGAGUCCAGCUAAAUUUGCAAUUCCAACUUCCAUCCUAAGAAUAAUAAUUGUAAUGGCAAAGCAGAAAUGCCAGCUCCUCCUAUAUUCCAUUGUGAUGGGAUUUCACAUUUUGCUCUCAUCAACUCCCCUGUAACAGCUAGCAUCUUUCUAGUGAAAGAGAAGAAUUCCAAGAACUUAGGCAUGUUUUUUUCUGCUGAAUGGAAGUCUUGAGCAAUGAAGCUAUAUUGUCCCUACAUACUGCUAUAUAUUGAAUUGAAAGUUCUUACAUAAUCAGUGUCAAGUUUUGUCUUAUUUUGUUUUGUUUUGUUUAAACCAGUGUGGGAAAUAAAAGUGAUGAUACUUAAAAUAAUUCUCAGUUGAAGCAGAGAAAUGCCACUGUGCUAGUUGCCCAAAUGUUAUGUCUAUUUUAAAUAGUUCAAGCUGAUGUGUGUGGAAGCCUAAAUAAGUAUAGUAUCCUGAACUUCUCCCGUUAAUUGCUAUUCACAAUUGGGAAAAGUAUGGAGAUUGGUUCCUACUGAGUUUUGUGGCCUGCUCCACAUUUGUUCUUCCUUCCUCAGGGUUAGUGAUGAAAAAAAGUAAAUAUCUUUUUCAUAUGACCAUUAGAAUGUAUGAAAAAGUUAACUAAAAGCAAAAGAACUUUAUCUUAUUUCUAAAAAAUGUAUACUUUACUAUAUGUUUCAGUUGCUCUCUGAGCAGAAAUUAUCUUCAAUUUAAUAUGUGGAAUGUAUUUUCUAGCUUUCUUUGAAUUAUGUAUGGCAGCCUGGUUUAGCAUUGGCAUCCUGAACAGUUAAGAGUCACUGGGAAAUUAUUGUGUUUCUUUAUGAAUUUACUAUCAUAUCAAUUGCUGGAAAAUGCUAUGGUUUUCUAUUAUUACCUUCUAAGUUGUAUUCUCUCUUACACUGUAGCCUCAACUAAGGCAAAUUCUGCUUUUCAAUUUUGUUCUUCACUAUGAUUUACUGUGUGCUAAAGGAGUUUUGACAUGGUACAGAAUAUUUUACUAAAAGUAUUUUUAAAUGUUU
Messenger RNA from Piliocolobus tephrosceles (Ugandan red Colobus), 2648 nucleotides. It is a transcript of the gene FAABTP, whose product is annotated as transmembrane protein 19. The transcript has 6 exons. Gene Ontology annotation, cellular component: membrane. The coding region runs from base 587 to 1597 and encodes 336 amino acids. NCBI's taxonomy places the organism in Eukaryota, Metazoa, Chordata, Mammalia, Primates, Cercopithecidae. The record is from RefSeq and is a predicted model, not a curated record.